Molecule: messenger RNA, 2411 nt
Organism: Miniopterus natalensis
Lineage: Eukaryota; Metazoa; Chordata; Mammalia; Chiroptera; Miniopteridae
Gene: STYK1
Product: STY kinase 1
Biological process (GO): protein phosphorylation; positive regulation of kinase activity; cell surface receptor protein tyrosine kinase signaling pathway
Cellular component (GO): plasma membrane; signaling receptor complex
Molecular function (GO): transmembrane receptor protein tyrosine kinase activity; ATP binding
Source: RefSeq, a predicted model, not a curated record
AUGGGAGAGGAGAAGGGCAUGACACAGAAGCUAAAGGAAUGCAGUCUCAGCGACAAGUUGUGUAUUAUCCAGCAGCAGCAGUAUGAAAUCAUCAUCAUCCCAGCCUUUCUGGUUGGCAUCUCCCUCAUCAUUCUUGGGGUCAUCCUGUGGCUUUUUAUCAGAGGAAAAAGAGCCCAACAGCAGUCUCCUGGACUCCAAGGCAUUGCUCCUGUGCCUCCAUCUAGGGGCCAAAACGGGGAAGCAGAAGGACACCGAGGUGUGUUUGUGCCACUUAAGGAGACAUCGGUGGCAAGCCUCCUACAAACGUCCACACGUGGCCUGGCUAAGCUGCAGUUGCCCCGGGAGCAACUCUCUGCAGUUCUCGAGCUGAUCUACAAUGGUACUUGUGGGGCCAUCUAUCGAACCAAGAUGUACCCUGGGGACCCAGCUAAGUCCAAGAGCAUUGUCCUCAAGGCUUUAAAAGAACCAGCUGGGCUCCACGAGAUAAAGGAUUUCUUAGGGCGAAUCCAGUUCUAUCAGUACCUGGGGGAGCACCAGAACCUGGUCCAGCUGGAAGGCUGCUGCACAGAAGGAGAGCCGCUCUAUAUGGUGUUGGAGGAUGUGGCCCAGGGCGACCUGCUCAGCUUUCUCUGGACCUGUCGCCGGGAUGUGAUGACCAUGGAUGGCCUUCUCUAUGAUCUCACAGAAAAACAAAUAUAUCACAUUGGGAAGCAAGUUCUCUUGGCUUUGGAAUUUCUUCAGGAUAAACAUCUGCUCCAUGGGGAUGUGGCAGCCAGAAAUAUUCUGAUCCAGUGUGACCUUACUGCUAAGCUCUGUGGACUGGGCCUGGCUUAUGAACUCCACACCCAAGGGGCCAUCGCCUCUACUCGCACCAUACCCCUCAAAUGGCUCGCUCCAGAACGGCUGCUGCUAAGACCCCCUGGCAUCAGAGGAGACAUCUGGUCCUUUGGGAUCCUGCUUUAUGAGAUGGUGACUCUAGGGGCGCCACCGUAUCCUGAAGUGCCUCCUAACAGCAUUCUACAGCAUCUGCAAAGAGGGAAAAUCAUGAAGAGACCCAGUAGCUGCACACAAACCAUGUAUAGUCUUAUGAAGUCCUGUUGGCAAUGGAAAGAGGACAGACGCCCCUCACUUAGAGAGCUACUGUCACGCCUAGAAACAGCUGCUCGAAAUGCAGAUGACAAAGCUGUAUUGCAGGUACCAGAGUUGGUGGUGCCUGAACUGUAUGCAGCUGUGGCAGGCAUCAGUGUGGAGAGCCUCUCCUACAGCUACAGCGUCCUUUGAAGAGCCUGGGGGAAGAAACAUUUAUGGGUGAUCAUAUACUCCUGGAAUUCCUCUAAGGACAGAGGAUGGACUUUCUAGUGGGACACAGAGGGAGAAGUGGGACAUGGAGCCUGGAUCUUCCCCUAUACAUUUCCCUAGACAUGUGAAACGAUGCUGGAUGAGACUACAUGCCACAUACCCUUGAGGUUGGGAAAUAGACUUAUUUAUGUUGUCCCAAUCCUAAAGACUCAGGGUAGAAGUGGUAGACAGUGUCGCUACAAAGGAGGUUUUAGAAAUCUGAAAUUUAGGUGGGGUGAGGGGGCAUGGCACAAAUAAGCUGGCACCUCCUACCACAGGCUAGUUUCCUCCUGAAGUAUGCUUUUAUCUAGAUAAUAAUAAGGUACAGAGAUAUUAGAAUCAAAUGAGGAAACAGAAAGCCCAAAAAGGAGUUGAUGAGAAAGAAAAUUAAAGGUUCUCUUUGCUUAGGGAUAUAGAUGUGGACCAAGGUCAUCCUUCAAAGAGAAGGUAGGGGAAAGAUGUUAAGCUCCUCAGUAACGGUCCGUUCAUGCAGGGCUGGGAGAACCAUGAAGGAAAAUAUAUGAAUUUCCCGGUGUAUAGGUAAAAGAAAGAUGGUCCCCUUUUAUCUAAUGCUGAGGCAAGUGAACCCUGUUGAUACUAUUUUUAACUAGAAGCUGUAGAGGUCAUUUUAUGAUUAAGAACAUUCAACAUGUAUUGUUCAUCAGGCUACCUUCCUGGUCCCUGUAAGACUAAGGAGACUGAGCCUAGAGAGUCAGUUAGGCUGAUGGAUAAAAUACCAUGUGUGUUUAAUAAAUAUGAAAGGUGGAAACCAAGCAAGAAUGCUUAGUAGGCCAGAAGGUCUUUAACAAGGCCUAGCAAAGUCUAUCCAAGACAGAAGGAUGGUAGCCUCUGAUUUUCAAUCAUCUAUUGAUGUACUGUGAAACUUACUUCAUUAAAUUAAUACUUACUGAGUGACAUGAGUAUUUCAGUCUUUUCAGGUAUAACAGCUGCCAAAAUCUCUACAGUAGGAAGGAUAAAAGUAAAUAAAUGGAAGCUAAUGUCAAUAGAAAAGUUAUAGAGAUAAUCCACAUUGUCAGAAAAAGGGUAAAAUGGGUAUAAUACUUACCUCACAG